This is a messenger RNA of Bipolaris maydis ATCC 48331, 2234 nucleotides long. RefSeq lists its product as uncharacterized. Gene Ontology annotation, molecular function: DNA-binding transcription factor activity, RNA polymerase II-specific; zinc ion binding; RNA polymerase II cis-regulatory region sequence-specific DNA binding. Gene Ontology annotation, biological process: regulation of transcription by RNA polymerase II; DNA-templated transcription. The record is from RefSeq and is a predicted model, not a curated record. Gene Ontology annotation, cellular component: chromatin. Lineage: Eukaryota; Fungi; Ascomycota; Dothideomycetes; Pleosporales; Pleosporaceae.
AUGGCAAGACAAGGCACACGGUCUAGCGGUAGACAAUCGGCCCUGAAGUGUGCAAUCUGCAACAGAACAUAUUCUAAAGCAGAACAUUUGCAGCCAUUUUCCUGUCGCAUCUGCGGACGGCAGUUUAGCAGGCCUGAUUCGGUGACAAGGCACGAGCGAACCCAUACUCGCGUCGAGCUUCAGCACCAGCAGCAGCAAGAGCAGCAGCAAAUUACAUGGUCCUUGUCUUCCGGUACACCAGAUUAUGCAAGCUUCCAAUCCGCUACCGACCAGCCCCAGAGUGGCAGCUAUCAAGCAGGUCCAGGCAUUGAGGCUGGUUCUCUACUUCUUGACCCAGCCUUGGCCAGCUCUGGGCUUGAUGAUCUCAGAAUUUCUCUAGAAUGGCCCGAUGCGGAAGCCCUCUUGCAAAGCAUCGUCACAUCUGACUGGGGUUCUCUAGCUCUUCCGCCAGGGAGCAUGUCCUCAGCUCACCCAUGCCAGCAGCCGGCACCACAGCUCAACCCUACAAAUAUUGAGUCAAUGCAUGCUGAUGAAACCCAGGAUCCAGAGCAACUAUCCCCCCCAAACGGCUCACGAGAGGCAAUUCAAAGUCUCAGUAAUAUGGUCACCAGCUUUUCACAAAACGUCACCUCGGCUGUGGAAGCUCUGCCAGAAUUGAGUUCAGCCUUUCUGGAUAACUGUCUUCAAGCAUUCUUUUCCCAUUUUAACCUCUACUUUCCCAUACUUCAUAGGCCGACAUUUGUCUUUCGAGACUGCUCACCAAGUUUAAUACUCAAUGCUAUCGCCCUUGGAUCGUUGUACAUUGGCACAGAAGACGCAGUUUCCAAAGGCGAGGUGUUAUGGAGACUCGCACACACUGCCGUAGCCACUUCUUGGCCAGUACUAUUACGCCAUAGAGGCCCUUACGAUUCACACAGAAGCGUUCAGCUGGUGCUGACCGCACUGCUCGGCCAAUGUUAUGCCAUGAUGUCUCAGAAUACGGACCUUAAGCUUACCAGUCAGGUGUUUCAUAGCCUAGGAUUCAACUGGGCAAAUCAGAACAACCUAUUUAGACCUUCACCAUCGCAACAGCCCACCAGCUCUCCAGAACAAGCCAUCGAUGAACAUACUUGGGAAAAGUGGGCUGCAACAGAGGUCCAUCACCGGGCACUCGUCGGCCACUACAUCCUCGAAGGUCAACUAGGCUAUCUUUCAGGUAGACCAGCAGCUGCGGUUUUGCAUGCAACAAACAAUCUGAGGCUUUCGGCCCGCUCCACCGUUUUCCAGGCACAGGAUGCCCAAGAAUGGCGCUAUAAGUCAGAGGAGCAGCAGCCCCAUGAUUCUACGUUUACGUUCUGUGACAUAUACUACGAGCUCUUCUCUGCUACUCAUCAUGGAGAUGAUAGUAGUUCCUGCUUGUACACCUUAUCAAUGCCACUGGAUGUCCGUGUCGUAUUGGAAUGUCUGCAUGCUCUAGUUCGGGACAACCGCGAGGCGCACACAUCCAAAUCCAUCGUCAAAAUCCCCUCGCUACCUGAAGUGAAGCUGGCGUUAGUGAGGGUAUUUCAGCAUUUGACCAAUACCUGGUCCUCAGACCAUACUGAGCGUCUAGAGCUGACAAUUCACUGGCAUUUUGUUUGUUUGGAUCUGCUCAGUGACUCAAUUGAGCUUCUUGACCAGACCUGUCGCUAUCUGCACAUCAGUCAACACAUUUUCAAGCCAAGGAACAGCAGAUCAGAGCUGAAAGAUUCACUAGAUUGGAUCAGAGGAUCUACUGAUGCCAAAUACGCUUUUCUACAUGCCGUAGCUAUACAGGACAUGAUAGGUCAGCUCCCGUUGAAUCGCAUCAAUACCUUCUGGAUGCCCAUACCUCUCUUCGCCGCAUCUAUACUUUACUCACAUUUCCGCUUGGGCGGUGUGGCAUCAGUUUCUGUUCCCACAGCUGUACACUGGGAGUCUACAUUAAUUGCUCAACCGAACAUUGCAGAAGCCCCAGAAAGCCUUGCACACGACCCAUCUUGGAGAAAGACACAAAGCUUCCUUUUAUCGGAUUUGACAAGGCCAAACUACGCGCUAGGUCCAACACGCAACAUUCCUUUUGACAUAAAAAAGCUAAAAGUGACGAUUCAUGGCCUGUCUAUUCAGUGGGGUGUGUGUGUCGAAAUGGGGACAAUCUUAUCACGUCUUGAGACUAUAAAUCCUUUAAAAGAUUGAGCAAAUGAUCAGGAAGAUGGUUUGUAAAAUCAUAGCAUGCA